This is a messenger RNA of Alternaria ethzedia, 2817 nucleotides long. RefSeq lists its product as uncharacterized. Gene Ontology annotation, cellular component: cytoplasmic vesicle. Gene Ontology annotation, biological process: regulation of Rab protein signal transduction. Lineage: Eukaryota; Fungi; Ascomycota; Dothideomycetes; Pleosporales; Pleosporaceae. The record is from RefSeq and is a predicted model, not a curated record. Bases 1 to 2817 code for a protein of 938 amino acids. The transcript is spliced from 3 exons.
AUGGCACCUUCUUUAAGUUUGCGACCGCGUACAGGCGCCAGCGAGCGUCCUCCCACGAGAGACAAUGCCGACCACAGCCUCAUCAUCCCGAGCCGGACAUCGUCGCUUCAUUCGAGGAUCACCCAACCGCUUCCAUCGACUUUGAACGUCAAGCAGGGCGCGCGGAGCCCCAAGACCCUGACCCAUGCCUACAUGGUGUGUGGUGUUGGUCGCGAGCCAUCACAAUGGGUGAAGGCGCCUGCGCCCUCUCAGGGCAAGAUUGGCCACAUGAAGGGUGCUGUUGGUACCUUCUGGCUUCCUGAGAUUCUGGGAAGCAGUCCAAGACUGGAGCAGGAUAACGAGAUCGCGAGGUCUCUUCAUGCUGCCAUGCGAGCAUGUUUCCCCCACGACGUCGAGAUCUGCACUGGCAGGAGCCAGCCGCACUGCGUACACCACUCCUUCGUCCUGCAGCAAGAUUCCUCACACACUCUUUACGGUAUCGCACUGCGCGUCUGGUCUCGCGCUGAUGAGAAGCGCGCUGAGACUAUUCGCGACCUGCGCAAGCGAAUCGAGCCCGACUUCUUCGACAACCCAGACGAGACAUACUGGAUCCCGUACUGCCUGAGCUUCCUCUCCCGAUACCCCUUGUACAACCUACUCGGCGACUACCUGCGCGGCAUGUGGAUUCACUGGAAUAAGGCUACCAACCUUUUCCAUGCCGAGGAGGUUUCACGCAUCCUCAGCUUCCCAGCUCCUCGCCUCAACGACCUGGUCCGCAUCGACAUGAAGGAUUACGCGCUGUGCUACCAGUUCCCAUCCUCGCCUACCGGAUUUCAAAACUUCGCCAUGUGGCCCCUCUUCACGUGUCUCUCAAUUCCCAACAUUGUGGGUGUGAUAGAGGCUGCUGUAUCGCCCACACGACGAAUCAUCUUCACCAGUCACUACCCCGCGAUGCUCACCAUCGCAGCCGAGACAGUCCGUUUCUGUGUCCGGGUGUACGAGUGGAGCGGUCUGUAUGUACCCGUCGUUCAUGCGCGUCACGUCAAGGAUCUCGUGCAGGAGCCGGGCCCAUACAUUCUGGGUGUAACAUCAGAGUGCCGAUCGCUCUUCACGGCUCCCACAGAUGCCCUUGUCGUCGACUUGGACCGGAACUUCGUCCUGACUUCAAGCCCGCCUACCGCUCUUACCGCCGGCCAGAGGACCAAGAUGAUCCAGCGUCUGACUCAGGCUCUCAACGGUGAGGUUUCACCAACCGGAGUUCCACAGCAUCUGCGCUCGGCGUACGGUGGCGGCAAGCUCAUUCCCGCGGGUCAAAUCAUUGUGAUGCGUGGUGAGGUUGAGAGCAUCCAGGACCCCGACUGGUGGACCCAGGAUGCUGUCAUGUCGGUCAUGGACCACGUGUGUGAGAAAUUGGGCCGCAACACUGGCGUUAAGGCUAUCUUCGGUGGCUCUGUCAAGAAGCCGCUGAUGACCAAGGUGUCGAUGCGCCACCUCAACGAGAUCGUUCGCGAGCGCAACCAGUACUCCCGUGACGCACAAGAAGCCUGGACAGACUUCAUCAACCUCAAGCAGCGCCUCGACAGCGAGCUUGGCAAGGUUACAAAGCGCAACAACUUCUUGGUCGAGGAGCUUGAGAGCUGGAAACAACAGUUCCUCAAGUUCCAGGCUUUCGCCGAGCAACUCACCAAGGAGACCCAGGAUCUCAAGGUCAAGAUCGAGAACCACAAGCGUGAGAACCGUCGUCUUACAAGCCUUAUCGACCAACAGAAGGAUGAUGCCGCAAGGCUCACUGUCCGUCUGUCCGGUACUGAGAAGCAACGUGACGACGCCCUCGAAGCGCUUGUACUACAGCAAGAGAUUGCUGAGGAGCUCGAGCGCGAGAGGAAGAAGAACAAGAAGGAGCUUGGUGCUCUGCAACAUACCAACGGUGCCAUCCAGCGCCAGCGCGACGAAGCGCAACGGGUUGUGCUCCACCUUCGUGCUCUUAUCGAGGGUCAGACCCACCACAUGGAGCACAUCGUCAAGUCCCUUAACCAGGAUGACAUGUCCAACUAUAUGGAUGCCGGCUUCGAAGACGUGCCUGAGGAGGAUGAGGAACAGGAGGAGUUUGAAGAUGCGGCGUCGCGCCAUCAAACCCCCCGUCACUCGAUCAAGGACAAGUCUGAGGUCGGUACCAUCCGCGGCGUAGCCGGUGUUGAGAGCCGCCAGGAGUCAAGAGCCAGCACUGCGCAGGGCAAGCACCUCGACGGUGAGGACGUUACACCCGACAUGGAGCAGCGUCUAUUCAACAACCCCGCACGCAACUCCAAGCGCUUCUCAAAUCAAUCAAUGGUCGACGUCGCCGACCGUGUCCUUCGGGACAAGACCGACGCCAUUGCCUACAUCAUCCGCAACAUCUCAGAGCAGUGCGCUGCAGCUGUUGAGGGUCUUCAGCUCGCACAGCGUGCUGACACAGAAGAUGGCGACAACCACAGCGACCGCCGCAGCAGCGUUGGUCAGAUAUCAUCGGCCGGAGGCCGCGCGCAAUCGACUAUUGGCAGCGAAUACGGCGACGAGGACAACAUGCUCCGCCCCAACCGGGGUUCAAGCAUCCCCCCAACGCCCGAUCUAAGCCAUCGGUCCAGCACCUCCAUGUCCAUGGCCAGUGCCAGCACAACACCGGACCGGACGAGCCUACAGCACCGAUCGCACGACAUCCCCGUCGUACCAACCCGCAUCAUCGAAGACGAUGACGACGUAGACGGUAACAACGAUCUCGAUGCCCACAUGGUUCCCGUGUCCAAGUACGCGCAACCACUGCAGCGACCCAACACCGCUGUACGCCACAACAUGCGAUAA